AUGCUCACUCCCAAAUCUCUGGAUCAGGACCUCUACGACGAGCUGUCGUCUCUCUGUAGAGGCCCUGUCGUGCUCAACGACGACCCAGAGUAUGGCCUCUCUGUUGACCGUAUCCCUGUCCCCAACGCUCAUUCGAUCCUCACGUUUUGUUCUGAACAUGGUCUGUCUCCAUCCGUCAAAGCUGGUGGUUACGGCACCGCGGGGUGGGCCAUUGGGGGUGAUGUUAUCAUCGACCUCAGCAAGAUCGUGGAGGUCGACAUCGAGCGUCCCCACCCCGACGGUGGCUUCACCAGCCUGCGCGACGUCGCUUCUGCCAAUAGCAAAGGAAAAGCAGUGGUGGAGCCGCGCAUCAGCAGCGGUAAGCGUCGCCGUGAAGAGGAUGCUGAGUUGCGAAAUUACGACGCUGCCUCUCGCAAUGUCGCCUCGCUCCUUUCAGGCCCUCUUCUGGAUGAGUUGGAGGCCAUGAACGCUACUGCUACCCUCUCUAUCGAUGAACCUCCCCCGAAUGUCCGCCGCCGCCUCGAUUUGGAUGACUCCAUGCCCGCUUUGGCGGGUCGUCAGAUCUCCCAGGAGUCGAGCGGGACUUCGUCGUCGGGCGGUCAGGAGGGGACCUCCGAUUCCAAUAUCGACUCUGGAGCUUCCACCGUGGGUACCUCUCCCGAGCCAGAGUCUGAGCCAGCGGGGAUGCGUGUGGACACGAUCACUGGCAGAAUGAAGUCUCGGUUUGUCUCCGUGCCCGACGAGGACCCGUUCGGAUACCUCGACGAGCCUAGUGACGCUCCUCCCCCAGUUCCCGUCACGCUUUCGGCUGUUCAGGCCUCAUACAACCCUCAUGCAAGGAUGCACGCCUACGGCUCUGGCUCUCGCACAUCCUUCACUGGCAAUAAUGUCGCGCAGCAAAACCUUCCCGUAGAAGUCGAACCCGUCUACCCUCAUGCUUUCGUCACCUUCGGCGCUGGUAUGAGGCAGAAGGAGAUCGACACCUAUACCGCAAACCACAAGUUGGAGGCGAGGUACAUCACCGGACAUGGUGACGGUAUUCCAUACCACAUCCCUUUCGCGGCUCAUCCUACUGGCUCUUCGAUUAUGCUUCUCGGAGGCUUCGGAUUCUUGAGCAGGUUGCAUGGCCUUAGUAUUGACAAUCUCGUCGAAGUCGAGAUGGUUUUGGCCGAUGGCCGUGUCGUCGUCGUCAGCGAGAGCGAGCAUCCAGACCUUUGGUGGGCUCUCAGGGGUGCCGGAACCACCCUUGGUAUUGUCACUCGAUACAAAGCCAAAGCGUAUCCAGUUCCUGUAGUGUUCGCCGGCAAUCUGAUCUUCCGAUUCAACAAGGCUACCGCUGCGUCCCUCAUCAAGCAUUUUAGGGAUUGUGUCAAAGGCGCUCCACGCGAAUUGUACGCCAACCUCUUGUUGACGGCUGGACCCCAAGGCAAGGAUUCCCUAGUCGUUAUCCAGCUUUGCUACGUUGGCUCGCGCGAGAAGGGCCAAGAGUUCUUGACGGCCAUCAGCUCCUGGACCGGUGAACGGUGCCUGCUGAAUGAAGUUCACGAGAAAAGCUUCUUACACCAACAAGACAGCGUCGCCCAAGUUCUUCGAGGCAAAGCUGGUAGGCAAUGGUUCAUACGCUCAGUUCUCAUUUCAUCCUUGCCCGACGACAUUAUCCAUACGACGGUUGAACAAUUCAACAACACUCCGCUUGGUUGCACGUGGCUUUUCGAAUUGGCGGGAGGCGCCGUUGGGGAGUUUACGGAUUCCGUGGUCCCGAAGGCUCAAAGGGAAGCGUUGUUCAACAUCGUGGCACUCCACCAGUGGGAGAUGGAUGCCAAUGAUGAUCGGUGCAUCGAUUCUGCUGAGGAGUGGAUUGCAGGGACCUUGAAGCCCGUACACAUCGGCGGCGCAUUCCCUAGCUUCUUUGGAAGGCAUGAGAUUCCAGAGCGCAUCAAAGCUUCUUUCGGGGUGAACUGGGACCGCUUGGUGGAGGUUAAGAAGAAAUACGACCCCAAGAACAUUUUCAGCAAUAGCUUCUGGCCUUUGAAUGAACAUGGUGAAAUGGUCGACCCCCGCACCCAUGAGCCACCCACCCCAGGAUAUCUUGACUCUUGGCAGAGGGCAAAGAUCUAUGGGUAG
Messenger RNA from Coprinopsis cinerea okayama7#130, 2124 nucleotides. Its product is annotated as FAD linked oxidase domain-containing protein. Bases 1 to 2124 code for a protein of 707 amino acids. The transcript has 9 exons. Lineage: Eukaryota; Fungi; Basidiomycota; Agaricomycetes; Agaricales; Psathyrellaceae. The record is from RefSeq and is a predicted model, not a curated record. Gene Ontology annotation, molecular function: oxidoreductase activity; FAD binding.